This is a messenger RNA of Hyla sarda, 1863 nucleotides long. Its product is annotated as protein kinase C delta type-like. The record is from RefSeq and is a predicted model, not a curated record. The transcript is spliced from 3 exons. Lineage: Eukaryota; Metazoa; Chordata; Amphibia; Anura; Hylidae. Gene Ontology annotation, molecular function: protein serine/threonine kinase activity; ATP binding. Gene Ontology annotation, biological process: protein phosphorylation. The coding region runs from base 117 to 1001 and encodes 294 amino acids.
GUCCAGGGACCUGUGGAUCCAUAUACACUGUGAUAUAGGCAUCAUGGGUGAUAGCCUAGGGUCCAGAAGAAUGGAGAUAUUCAUGGCUGGUUCUUGUAGUGCUUUCUUAUUAGUAGAUGGGGCAGGUGGGUCUGGCAUCAGUCCCCGGCCGAAACAACUACGUGGCCAUCAAGGGAAUCACCAAGACAGGGGACAAUGCAGCGACCCUGCAGAGAGAGAGACGGAUCCUCAUGCUGGCCCGAGACUGCCCGUUCCUGUGUCACCUGUAUGCUGCACAGCAGUCUCAGGACCAUGCAUUCUUCAUCACCGAGUACCUGUCCGGCGGCAGCCUGGAGGCUUUACUCAGAAUGUGCAGCUGUCUGAACACCGACAACGUAAGAUUCUACACAGCAGAGAUUGCAUGCGGCCUCCAGUUCCUUCACGGACAUAACAUCGUCCACCGAGAUAUCAAGCCAGAUAACAUCAUGCUGGAUAGAGAUGGACACAUCCGCAUCAUAGACCUUGGAGUUGCCCAAGAUGGCGUCACCUCUUCCAACAAGAUCAAAGGAGUGACGGGCACGUUACCAUACAUGGCCCCAGAGGUGCUCCAGAGGAAGAUGUACUAUGCAGCAGUUGACUGGUGGAGCCUGGGGAUUGUUGUAUCCCGGAUGUCAGCAGGACGUUCCCCAUUUUACUUUGGCUGCAACAGAGAAAUGGCUUGCGAUUCCAUCACCAGAGAGAAGCCUAAUAUUCCAUCUGUGCUCCCUGCUGACCUGAAACAUCUGAUCAAGAAACUGCUGCGUAAGAAUCCUGAGAAGCGGCUUGGUGUGAACAGGAACAUCAGAGACCAUCCAUUCUUCACCACCAUCAACUGGGAGGAACUGGAGCAGAAGAGAGCACAGCCGCCAUUUACACCAUUCAAGCCAGCUCUGAAGAAUGGAGACCUGCCGUGGCCAGAGGAAGAGACAGCCCUUCACCCCUUGGAAGGAUUCUCUUUCAUUGCUCCAAGCUGGGCCUGUUAACAUCAGCCCAUGGCCACGGCCCAGAGCUCUGUGCCCCCUGACCCAUGCCUCUGCUGCUGUAUUAGACCUCGGCUUGUCUAUAACAUCCUCUCUAUACCAUCUGAAUGCUGCAGAUUUCCAUCAAGUUGUUACCCUGGAUCUUAGCUCCACAUCCUCCACAGCCUCUGAAGACCCUCUGUACCCCAGAAGCGGCCUGUGCUUGUAACAUCUCAGCACAGACCUGGUAAGUAUCACACAUCAUCACACAUACAUUAGGAUCACACACAUACAGGUAGAUAGAAAUAUACACACAGGUACAUACAUAGAUAGUAUAGACACAUACACACAGACACACACAACAGAUAGCGGUAGAUAUCGGCUUUGAUCCUGGGACUUGUUCCGAUCGCCAUAUUUGGGGUCAGGAAGGAAUUUUUCUCCUUUGAGGACAAUUGGCUCAUUCUUUAAGGGGGUUUUUGCCUUCCUUGGGAUCAUUCCAGCCAUAAAUAAGCAACAUAACAUAAUGUAAAAAAAUAAAUUAAUAAUAAUAAAAAAGUGUUAUAUAUGAAUAUAUAAAAAAAAAUACAUAAUAGUUUACCAUACUAGAUAGGUCAUGUACUGGCUUUUGAUCCUGGGACUUGUUCCGAUUGCCAUAUUUGGGGUCAGGAAGGAAUUUUCCCCCCUUACAUAAGGAUAAUUGGCUCUUUCCUCAAGGGGGUUUUCGCCUUCCUUUGGAUCAACACAGUAUAUAAAAAAGCUUUGCUUUUACAUUUAUACAUUACACAUAGCAAAAUAAAACAUAACACACAUUUCUAAAAUUUGCAGAAUCCCAGUAUCCCCUUCCUGUAACUAUAUAAACUAAAUAAAAUGUCCUUUUUCCCCUUUA